AUGCGUCGGAUGCGUCAUCCCAGUAGUUCCCAGCCGCACAUGCACGAAGGCUGUCGACGAAUCGAUACUCGCCAACUGCAAAAAACCCCUCCUCCACGCAAACAAACUACGCUCCGAGCUAUUGCAGCUUUCAGGAAGCGCAAACUUGCUGCGUGGGUAGUCGGUAGACGUAAAAAGAAUGUCGUGUAUGAGAUGCCCGUGUACAAGUAUCACCGGAUUUUUUCGAGAAGACAUACUUUUCCUGAGGUUUCAGUGCUGAGCAGCGACGAAUUGUUGCCCACAACGAAGCAGUCAAAACGUGCUGCAAGUGACGUUACGAAAGACCAAAGAGAGGAUGAAAUGAGGAGGGAGGAAGAGAGGUGGGGAGGGUUGUUAGGUAUCCACAGCCGAUCAUGUGCAGCCGAAUAA
Messenger RNA from Necator americanus (New World hookworm), 408 nucleotides. RefSeq lists its product as uncharacterized. The record is from RefSeq and is a predicted model, not a curated record. Lineage: Eukaryota; Metazoa; Nematoda; Chromadorea; Rhabditida; Ancylostomatidae. The transcript is spliced from 2 exons. The coding region runs from base 1 to 408 and encodes 135 amino acids.